AUGGAUUUCAAGAACGAGUACGUCCCUGCGAUGGAUUGGAUACAGAAGGUGAAGACAGGCGACCCGGAGCGUGCAAACUAUGAUUCGCUGCCGCGUCGUCUCCAGAGGCGCAUUCAGUGGAUUAUCGAUGAGUUCAACGAUGACCAAGAGGACAAUGGCAUGCGUGGCAAGAAGCUCUUGUCACACGGAGGCGAUGAGUACCAGCUGUACGAGUACGAGUGGCUCUACAACAACAAACCAGAUUUCGUCGAGCGCGCACUGCAGGACAAGCGAGCAGAAAAUUGCAACGGUCUUUUGUGGCUACUUGAUUUUGCGAACUAUUGCGAAGAAAUGAUAAUGUUGGAGCAGAAAGAGGAACUACAGGCCCACGAAACUUGGAAUUCAACGGAAGAAAGUGGAACCGAACAUGUCUCCGAUUCCGACGGGAAUCGCACGGGAAAUUGUAACCAAUUAUAUUCCGCCGCAGCUCGACAUAAUGGCUAUGUAUAA
Molecule: messenger RNA, 489 nt
Organism: Amoebophrya sp. A25
Lineage: Eukaryota; Dinophyceae; Syndiniales; Amoebophryaceae
Source: the annotation of a GenBank genome assembly